This is a messenger RNA of Mizuhopecten yessoensis (Yesso scallop), 4525 nucleotides long. RefSeq lists its product as uncharacterized. NCBI's taxonomy places the organism in Eukaryota, Metazoa, Mollusca, Bivalvia, Pectinida, Pectinidae. The transcript has 8 exons. The coding region runs from base 958 to 1827 and encodes 289 amino acids. The record is from RefSeq and is a predicted model, not a curated record.
AUAAAAAUGAUGCAUCAUAUUUGGUCGGAAGCAUUAAUAGGAGGUAGGGAUACAAAAUUGUACAAAUAUUGGGGUCGACACCCUGGGACUGAGGGGCAUGGCAAAAUGGGUAAUUUUGCUAAUUUGCUUUCAACGGCCUUCUCUGGAACUCAGCGAUGGUUGUCAACUAUAUUUUGUUGGAAUCAUCCCUUCAUGGUGGGGAAAACAUUAUUUUUACACUACGCAUUGAAGAGAAAGUACCGUUCUGAGUAGAAAUUACUAAAAGUGAUAUAUUUACAUGUGAAAGAUAUGACAUUUUGUACAUUUUGUCAUAAAGGCCUACAACUGAUCAAACUUCUCGGGACCUAGUUUCUCAGCCACAGCUUGGAAACAACUGAGAUCUCCAUCCUAUUACCAUAUACACAAUUGUUGAGUGUAAAGAGACGGACGCACUUAUGCUUCCACCCUUGUAGACUUAACCCCUGGUCAUAACUUUGAAACGAUUGAGAUCCGCACCCCAAAACUAUAAAUACAAAUGCUUGGCAUAAAGAGACGAAUGCAGUCAUGAUAUUAGAAUUGACCCAUGGGUCUUGUCAAACUCCUAGGGACCUGGUCUUGUUUCUGAUCUACAGCUUGGAAACAGUUGAGAUCCCCAUCCCAUAACCAUACAUAAACUUGCAGGGAAUGAACAAUUCAGAUAUGCUAAAAGGAUUGGCCUUGGGGUCUUGCCAUGAUUCUUUAAAAAUCCAGGGGAGGGAUACAGGCCCUCUGGGCCUCUUGUACUAAUAGUAUGUGAAUUCUGUUUUACACGAUAAUUUACCGGAAAAAGGUACGGAAAGUCCGGCUUCCGAAAUUAAGUGUGCACAAUCAUACGCACACGUAAUCAACAUUAGCAUCUGUUUACAAUUGUGUUUAUUGCUAAUGUAUUUGUUAGGAGCUCUAAAUCAACUUUUCUAAAGUCACGUUGUUCCAUUCUGAAUGGCUUGGACUACGUAUAUUCUCCAUACGGUGCUCUGUGCCUUCUUCAGCCUUUCACAUGUUGUGGAAAUGUCAGAACUAGUUUCUCUAAACGGACAAACAGUCGAAAGCAGUAAUUACCACUCACCAAGGUAUGCUGUGGAUGGGGAUUUAAAUUCAUGUGCGUACCAGGCUCGUGAACAACCUGAGGUGUAUUUGAGGGUAAACCUACAGAGACAAGUCAACAUAGAAAAGGUCGAAAUACAUGACGGAGAAGAACUUCCUUUCAGUGACCUAUUUGGAAAUCGAUUCUCUGGUUUCGAGGUGUACCUUUCGAAUUCCACCCAGAGACGAAGAGAAGACCAAUGUUCCAAGGACCAAUCAGCGAACGUGAACCAAUUUCAAAGUUUUGUAAGUCUCAAAGAGUGUAAAGGAACUGCACAAUAUGUGAUUAUAUACAACCACCGGGAAACGCUUGGUUUACUUGACUUGCUUGAGGACAACGUACUCCAAAAGCUGUGUGAAGUGAAGGUGUAUGGAUGUGACGAGGGCACAUAUGGAUAUGGAAAUUGUGACGAAACAUGUUCCUCGAAUUGUCCCGGCAGUCUCUGUCAUCCAAAUUCAGGAGUUUGUCUGUAUGAGCAGGACAAAGCAAGAAUGACCAAGGUGCCUAUUACUACCCCAGUGCUCGCCGGUGUGGCUGGACUCUUAGCAAUUCUGUUGAUGGUUUCUGUCAUCAUUAUUUUCAAAAUGAGAAUAAAACGAACAGCGCCUUCCGGAGAUGAAAACCAUCAAGAGAAUACGUAUGACGACCUCAACACAAUGGCAUUACAGCCACAGAACACCUAUGAUGAUUUGAGGAAUGCCAGUAGCAGUCAGGGAAGCAAGUAGCACUGCCUUUUUGAUAGUCUACAGUGACUUGUAUGAUAUUGCUUGUUUAGUAGUCGUAACACAGACUGACGUGAUUUGUGUGAUAUUACUUGUUUAAUAGUCUACACACAAACUAACAUGACUUGUAUGAUAUUGCUUGUUUAAUAGUCUACAGUGACUUGUAUGAUAUUUCUUGCGUAAUAUUCUUAACACAGACUGACGUGACUUGUAUUUUAUUGUUUGUUUAAUAUUCUAGGAGUGUACAGCGAAUUGGAUUAUUUUCUUUGUUUAAUAGUAAAAAGCUAAUUGUAUGAUAUUGCUUGUUUAAUAGUUUACAAACAAACUGACGUAACUUGUAUUAUAUCGUUUGUUUAAUAAUUCAGGAGUGUACAGCGAAUUGUAUUAUUUUCCUUGUUUAAGAGUUUUAUGAUAUUGUUCUUUUAGUAGUCUACACACAGACUGACAGGACUUGUUUGAUAGUGCUUGUUUAAGUCUACACACAGACUGACGUGACUUUGGUGAUAUUGCUUGUUUAAUAAGCUGCACUCAGACAACUGACUUGUAGGAUAUUGCUUGUUUAAUAAUCUACACACAGACUGACGUGACUUGUAGGAUAUUGUUUGUUUUAGUUUACAUACAGACUGACGUAACUUGUAUGCAAUUGUUUGUUUAGUAGUCUAAACACAGACUGACGUGACUUGUAGGAUAUUGCUUGUUCUACACAAAGACUGACGUGACUUGUAUGUUAUUUUUUAUUUAGUAAUCUACACACAGACUGACGUGACAUGUUUGAUAUUGUUUGUUUAAGAAUUUUCACUCAGACAAAUGACUUGUAUAAUAUGGCUUGUUAAUAUCUUAUAUACAGACUCACUUGACUUGUAAGAAAUUGUUUGUUGAAUAGUCUACACAAAGAAUGAGACUGCGAUGACUUGUAUAAAAUUGCUUGUUAAAUAGUCUACACUCAGACUGACGUGACAUGUAUGUUUUGCUUGUUUAAUAGUCUCCACACAGACUGACGAGACAUGCAUGAUUUGCUUGUUUAAUAAUCUACACACAGAGUGACGUGAUUUGUAUGAUAUUUCUUGUUUAGUAGUCUACACACAGACUGACGUGACUUGUAUGGUAUUGCUUGUUUAAUAGUCUACACACAGACUGACUUGACUUGUAUGGUAUUGCUUGUUUAAUAGUCUCCACACAGACUGAAGUGACUUGCAUGAUUUGCUUGUUUAAUAAUCUACACACAGAGUGACGUGAUUUGUAUGAUAUUUCUUGUUUAUUAGUCUACACACAGACAGACGUGACUUGUAUGGUAUUACUUGUUUAAUAGUCUACACUCAGACUGACGUGAUUUGUAUGGUAUGGCUUGUUUAAUAGUCUCCACACAGACUGACGUGACAUGCAUGAUUUGCUUGUUUAAUAAUCUACACACAGAGUGACGUGAUUUGUAUGAUAUUACUUGUUUAAUAGUCUACACUCAGACUGACGUGAUUUGUAUGGUAUGGCUUGUUAAUAGUCUACACACAGACUCACGUGACUUGUGUGAUACUGCUUGUUUAAUAGUCUACACACAGACUGACGCGACAUGUAUGAUUUGCUUGUUUUAUAGUCUACACACAGACUGACGAGUGAUGUCGAUCAGUGUCUGUUUUAACAGUAUUUCCAAUAUGUGUAUAUGUGUUUUUGUACAGUUUGUAUAUAAGUUGAGUAUAAACAUCACUUCAUUUCUAGUUCAGAAUUGAUCACGAAAAUAAGCCCCUUGAUAGUAAAUCUGCAUUUAUGUUUUUUUGAGCUUUAGUUUUUAAGAAAGGUCUUUUCUCGCUUUGUUGCAAUGGUAAAGUGAAACCGAGCCUAUCCAUCCACACUAUUUGACAUAUCCUGUGGAAUGUAAAUUCAUCUUAUAAAUGCUUUUAUUUUCUAUAUUUGGGAAUCAUUUAAAACCGUCUCGAUAAUAUAUCGGCGACUAUUAAAACAUAUCCAUGCUCACAUUUGUACAAGAUGUUGAAACUUAAAUACAGAUAUUAAUUGUAUUACACAACCACAGCUGCGUAAGCAGGUAUAGAAUAGGAAUAUGUAUCCACAAUACAGAGAUCGGGAAAUAUAACUUUAGUACUGUAUCAUUUACAUUCGAAAUGUUUUUACUUUCCUUUAGCAUCGUAAGUCUUCAAAAAUGUUUUCUAAAACAAUUGAAACUAGAUCAAAAUGAACUGGUUUACACAAUUUUUAUUAUUUUUCGGUGAAUUUGAAGUACAUUCGUUUAUUGCUUGAGUGUAUGUGUAGAAAUUCCAUGUCAAAGAAAUUAAAUGCAAAAGAAUAUAUUGUAUACAUUUUACAUUUACUUGCUUACACUGUAACUCGUUGUUAUUGGGAAUCUUAUGUUCUGUAUGUGACACUAUUUUCUUUGGGACCAUUUAUCCUCAUUCAUCAUAUUCCAUUAUAUCAUAUUUUGCUAUAGAUCACGUUUUUUUUUAUGUAACAUUCAAUGCCCAAACCGACAAUAUCUUGUCGACUUUUUCCUAAGAAUUGCUUGUCAAUGUAAUAUAAUUUUGAGAUGAAGUAUUAAUAGUGCAUGCAUUUGGAGAUAAAAAUAUCUUAUUAAUAAAGUAUUUUAAUAUCAUGUUUCUGUAUUGGACUUGUAUCGUUUUGUUGUUUCCUUUAACUCUACAUUCACAAAAAGAUUAUGUUUAUUGUUUCUACAUGUCAGUUGUUAUAGAAGAAACAA